GCGAUUUAUCGCUUCGCGGCGCAAGGUCUGAUGCUCCUUCGGUUAAAGAUCGGUAAAAGUAUGAAUCUUGAAUUGCGUUUAAAAAAUUAUUUUUUAAGCAAGAAUAAAUCUCGCGAGAAGCUUAGUCACUGCAAAAUAUGCGAUUAAAUCGCCAACAACAGACUCUUAUCGUAACCCAAACAUCCCCUUACCGAUCACCUGCCUAACACGAUCGGCAGUGAGAGCUCGACGCAGUUGCUGCUAUUUUUCCGAAAAGUAUAUUCAGGCUUUUAAAAACCAUCCAACGAUGCGGGGGAUGAGAAGAUCGUCUGAGGAUUAUCUCUUACUAGUCGCUGUUGUAAUAGUUUGCACUUGGACGAAUGCGACAGCGAGGACGAGUCAGAGAAAAUGCAAAGAAUACGCAGAACUUGUCACGAGGGAAGAGGUAGCCCCGGUCCUCCGUAUGGGCGUCCAAACGAAUCUGGUCUCGGAGUGCGGCAUAGUCGAGACGCCCCUAAUCGUCGGCGGAGUCAAAGCUAAGAGCAACGAGUUCCCGCACAUGGUCGCUGUCGGAUUUGGAAAGCCGCCGGAAAAUAGCAGCUCGGUCGAUUUUGAAGUGUCUUGGGAAUGCGGUGGUAGCAUAAUCUCCGAAAAUUUCGUCCUCACCGCUAGCCAUUGUCUCGAGUCCAAAGACAGAGGACCAGCCAUCCGCAUUCGAGCCGGCUCGACCCUCCUAAAAGAUCCUGAGCCCGGUUACCAAGAACGAGUCGUAAUCGAGCGCAUCAAACACCCGAACUACACUCUACCGGCUCGCUACAACGACAUCGCGCUUCUCAGACUGGAAAAACCGCUCGAGCUCAGCGGCGCCGUAAGGCCGGCCUGUCUCGAGAUCGAGCACGAGCCGGUCGGGAAAGUCGCUAUCGCCAGCGGAUUCGGAAAGACCGCUUACGACGAGGCAGUGGGCAGCAACGAGUUGAUGAAAGUGCAGCUGAACUACAUAUCCAAAGACGACUGCGAGCGGAGCUACAAGAUCGACAUCGGCGGUAGACAGUUGCCAUCUGGACUGAUACCAAGCUUACUAUGCGCCGGUGUGAUGGAAGGAGGAAAAGACACUUGCCAGGGCGAUAGCGGCGGUCCGCUUCAGCGAGUUCUCUCGGAGCCUUACUGCAUGUACAGCCUCGUCGGAGUGACGAGCUUCGGGAAGUUCUGCGCCUUCGAAAACUCCCCGGCGAUGUACUCGAGGGUCAGCUCUUACGUCGACUGGAUCGAGAGCGUCGUCUGGCCUGGAGAGCUAUAGUAACGAAUUUUCCUGGAAAGUUUAGCUUCGAUUCUUCUUCUCAAUAAAAAUAUUGCUUGUACUAACCCGAAUGUUUUCGCUAAAAAUAAAGAUUUUUUCUUCAAAGCACGUAUCGAGAGCUGUCUCUGGCAGAUAAUCUGCGCGAUAUUUUUAUUUCCAUCAAUGAGCCAAGCAGAACUCGAUAUGCUUUUUUAAAAUAGAUAUACAUUCAAAUUUUCAAUAUGAUACGUUUGGAAAGGUUUUAAGGAUAGCAAAAAAGACACCUUCGUAAUUUUUUUUUUCCAAGAACACUUACAAUAAGUUUUUAUUACUCUGUUUCUGACUACAAUGCGUUUGUUGCGUGGGUGUGAUAAUAUACAUCGAAAUACAUUUCAUUCUUCGUAAAGCUACGAUGAUCCUUUCAUUUAUAUCUUCAAAAAAACAUUGUCCUCUCGUUUACAUAUAUCAGUUAGUAUAAUUACAUCAAAUUACACUCAGCGCGACCGAAAGCGAUUCACAAUGGCGAUUCGGGCGGUUCCAUGUAUUCGCGGCAAAAUCCAAAAUAAGAAGAAGUAAAAGGUAGUAUAACGUAAAAUAUAGUAAUAUAGCGGUAGGUAAAGGGAGGAACAGAGGGGGGAUGUACAUGGUGCGAGAGAAAAUUAAAGCGUUCCUUAUUACACUACGCGAAUAAAGAC
Messenger RNA from Nasonia vitripennis (jewel wasp), 1950 nucleotides. Its product is annotated as serine protease snake. The coding region runs from base 287 to 1276 and encodes 329 amino acids. The transcript is spliced from 6 exons. Gene Ontology annotation, biological process: proteolysis. Gene Ontology annotation, molecular function: serine-type endopeptidase activity. The record is from RefSeq and is a predicted model, not a curated record. Lineage: Eukaryota; Metazoa; Arthropoda; Insecta; Hymenoptera; Pteromalidae.